AUGCGGGAAGGAAAGAGAGAAGGCGAAGUCGCAGAGGAAAAAGUUGCGGGUGCCAAGACCCGCGAAAAACUCCCCCGGCUCAACUCACUAUCCUUCCACGGAGACGACUACUUCCUUCCAUCACAAUCCACCAUGAGCUCCUCUUUCUCUAUGGGUGCCUUGACCAAGGCAUUGCCGUCUCUGUGUCGGCAAUGUCACCCCCGAGCGUCGUCCCUACGCACAAUUCGACCCUUUUCGUCCUCACCUCGAAGGUCCGCAGACCCCGAGCAGGCGUCCUCAGAGCCCAAGACCAAUACCACCACUACCCCGACGUCAACCCGCGACUCGUCGUCGUCGCUGGAUAUCUUGACUCGGAUCGCACAAGGGAACAUUACUUCAUCUGCGCGUGGACGCCCUGGCAACUUCCGAAGGGCCCAGAGCAUGGAAGACGAGAUGCUCACCAACCCCUACCCCGACCGCGCACCUCCCCACCACCUGCACGUCUUCACACACAAACACAACACGAUCCUCACCUUGACACGGCCAAAUGGCAACCCCAUGAUGUCGAUGGGCAGUGGCCAGAUUGGAUUCCGUAAAGGCGGCCGCUCUGGCUUCGACCCGGCGUACCAAUUAUGCUCGCAUGUGCUCGCCCAGAUUCAAGAACGAGGAUAUCUCUUGGAGAUCCAGCGACUCGAGAUUGUCUACCGGGGGUUUGGAAAGGGACGGGAUGCCUUCAACAAGGUCAUUCUGGGGAAUGAGGGACGGAAGAUUCGCGGGCUGGUCAGCCGAGUGACGGACUCGACGCGUAUCAAGUUUGGUGGUACUCGCAGCCGACGGCGGUAUAGCGCCUUCAGCUGGCCAUCGAUCACGUUCUCGAUCGUCUCCCUGUUGCCUUCAAUCAUCCUGAUUACCUACAUAGGUAGGUGGUUACUUAUCCAUUGGGCUUCAGCUACCUCCUGUGUUGUGUCGCGGUUCUACUCUUCUCAUCCCCCUCUGACCGCAUCCUGGACCCGGCGAUUGCAUGCGCCAGAGUUGCCCGCCCCCGCGACUCGUCUUGUGCGAGACGAACGGCUUGAUGAGGACCAGAGUUCUUUCGCUGGGCCGUCCAAAACCGUUUGGAUGCACCCUCUAAACCCUUUCCUGCGUGCUUUCUUCCGAAGCACUGUUCCGGGCCAGUGUACUCCCGUCGAGAACCAUGUCUUGCUCGUCCCCACGACAGAAUGCCUGGCCGGAUCACGCGACCGAGAAUCCACGCUUCUCUACUCAGACCUCGUCUCGUCGGAGGAGUUUCUAGGGAGCCAUGUGCUGCGCAUCCCGAUGCCCCUUGGCCCUCCAAAAGGGAAAGAAGAGACAAAUGUGCGCGAUAACAGGAGCAAGGCGAAGCAGCUGACGACCUUCAAUGGGAGAACGGUCAUCAUCAAAGAGAAUUCGGUCUACAGCAAUAAAGGCUUCAAGUCCUUGACCCAGGCGCUACUGCUGUCCGACGCCCUAUAUUACACACCGACGAAUGAAUCGCGACCAUGGCUCAUUUACUAUAUCUCCCGCCCAUUGAUCGGCUCCUACGAUCCCAUGAGGAUCAUCCCCGCGACUGUACCAGGGACCGAAACGAAGAAGACCGGGGUGACGGCUGCUGGCAAAAAGGACGGCGAGCCAAAUGGGUCACCUGCGAAACAAGAGAUCAAGUCCUUCCAUGAGUUGCUCUCGAACUUCCCUAUGAUUGCAAGGCAAAUGCAACCGGGACUGGAAAGACUGUUUCGCGAGUUUGGUGUAGAGUUAGGCAAACCGCUGCCCCAACCACCGUCCCAUUCACGAUCGCCCUCCGCGUCUGGCAGUGAAAGUGAAAACAAGUUAUCGCGCACGGAAUCCUUGACAGACGAAAGAUCCUCUAUCCGUAGCAGGUCAUCCCGCGGCCGGGGCCGCGGCCGACGACCGUCCCAGCCAGACGAAUACUAUAUGGAUGAUGAAGACCUCAUGCGUCGGAGCUUGGAAACUGCUGUCACGGCAGCAAUUGAUCUCUUUCGCCUGGUUGACAAACAGCAAUUGUCAUUUCUGGGUGCAACCACAGAUCUGACGGGACCUUUGGUUGAGAGCCUGAUUGAACGCUACGUCGCAGAACAAGUCCAUGAACCUUUACUCUUUCCCCGGCUAUGUGCCUUCCGACAACCUGAAGACACGGAACUGGACACCCGCAUCCGACAAAUGGAGAGCAUCGAUGUCUCUCAAGUUGGCAUGACCAUGGAAGGAGGGCGGGAGGGAAAGAGAGAGCUAAUUCGACGACUGGGACGAGGAGUGGAAGCAUUCCGGAAAAUGAACGAGGCAAAGUGCCCUCACGAUAUGCUCAACACGCUCCUGGAAACGGUCAAGGUCAUCUCUUUCCCCGGCAGCUAUAACCGGAUGGACGGAGCCACGUCUGAGAAGAGUUCUUCUCCCGUUACGAUUAACGCCGAUGUUCUGGUCUCUCUCCUGCUAGUGGUUGUCAUCCGGUCUCAAAUUCGGCACUUGCAAGCGCGUUUGUUGUAUAUGCAGCAUUUUAUCUACAUCGACGACGUGGACAGUGGUGAAAUGGGCUAUGCCUUGAGCACGUUCGAGGCGGUUUUGAUGUACCUUGUAACCGAUUCGGCAGGUCUGCGUCGUGCCAGUGCUCGAAACAGACGCCUGUGGCAGGCCACCAAAGCAGGCAGGGUUUCAGACAUGAAGAGCAUUUUGGAACCGGAUGAAGAUCACCAAUCUGCAGACGAGGCUGCUCCUCAGGAGCCCGAGCGGAAAUCUGUUCUCUUCCAGACGGAUGAUUGCGAUGACCAAGACGAAUUGCCUUUGGAGUCGUCAUCCGUGUACAGCCAACCAGCCAUUACAAAUGGCGAUCUCCUACAAGAAGAUGGCUCAUCUGAAGCACCGCCCUUGUCACAUGUGUUCCCGUUCCAGACUUGGAGGGCUGGGUCGCCUUUCAAGGAUUAUCGCCGGCCUGUGAAAAAGGUAUCGAUGGACGUUCGUAGUUUAUCGGAGUCCUCUGCUGUAUCUUUCAUAUCUCGCUCAACAACGUUUGGGUCUGUGACAAGUGGGAUUGAAGGUGACAACUCCCUCGACACCUUGACAAAGACUCAGGAUCCUGCUGGAGAUUCAAUUCCUAUGAUGGCGGUGGAGAGCCGCCAGACGGAGGCGUUGAAGUAUCUUCUCACUCUGGAGGAGUACUAUCCGUUGGAAGACAUCCUCGACGAUACCAACGCAGAUGGAACAACACUCCUCAAUGCGGCCGUCCAACUAGCUCACACGGAGAUCGUCGAUAUUCUUCUGGAUUUUCUUUUCACUAAGGCAGAUGAGAGUCUCGUUGCUUUCUACCUUACCAAGUCAGACGUCCAUGGCCGCACAGCUGGUCACUAUCUCUUCAGUACUCCUUCUCUUUUGCCUAGAUUGGGUGGCCUUUUACCUUGGCGACAGCGUGACAAGCAUGGACAGACGCCACUCUUUGCUCUCUGUCGGUCAUACGACCAUCCGGAGUACAAGAACAUGGUCAAAGUCGCAUUGACAGCGGCCCAACGAGCCCAAGGCGAUGGCAAACCUCUUCAGCUUGACGAUCAUGUGGACUCCAAGGGUAACACUCUUUUGCACAUUGUUGGCGACCCGGAGAUCACCAACCGAAUUUUACAACAGAGCGACUGUGAUCCAAACGCCACCAAUGACAAGAGGUUCACACCUUUAAUGAUGGCGAGCAAGUACGGACGAAUUGACCAAGUUCGGAUUUUGUUCAUGGACCCACGGGUCGACGUACAUAUCAAGGAGGCCCGCGGACUGACAGCAGUGGAACUAGCAAAAGACGAUGAAGUACGAAACCGGGUAGACGAUUUGAUCCUUCUCUCCCAUCCUCCACCGACAUAUACAGACUCCUCUGGCCGUGUGACCAUGGUCGUGCGGUCAUUCUUUGUGGAGGAUGCGACAGUACGCUUCAUCCUUAAGUCUGGGGCGCCAUUCCCGUCAUCUGAAUCAGUGGUGUCUCGGCCGGGAUCCACGACGUACACCGUCACGACUUGCCGUCGCAGCUUUUCCGACUUUGAGAAUCUAGCCAGGUGGCUGGCAGUGGAGCACCCGGCAUCCUACAUGCCUUCACUAUCAGACUUCCGCAACCCAUUCCAAAUACACUCGAAGCCGUCGCGAUCUGUGCUUCAUGAUCUUCAGGACAAACUUGACCGUUUCCUCAAAACGCUUUUGACCCAUCCCACCUUCUCGACGCAUGAAAUGCUCUGGGAAUUCUUUCUGGUUCCGGAACUGCAGCCUGGGAUGAUGGCAGAUCGAUCUCAGCGCAAGGCCAUGGUGCUCACCGAGACGAUCGCCGACGACUAUGAGCCCAUGACCAUCGAAGGGAUGCGAGACACAGAGCAAUUUAUCUCCCACGCCCAGGACAUGGUCCGCAGCGUCCACGCCACCUCGCGCAGUCUGAUCCGCCGAGGCCAUGCGCUGCAAAACGCCGCCUCUGACCUAGCAGAUGCCGUGGGCCUCUGCUCGUCCGUUCUCUACACCUUCGAAGAACCAGCCAGUGCACUCCCCUCCUCCCACACGGACGCCUUCAACCGCUACGCCACCUACCUCUCCACCUCGAGCUCCGACUCCUCGCCUCUCCUCCAGUAUCUAUCCGCGCUGACCUCUAUCGACAACACCACCGCAGCAAUCCUCACCUCCCUCGGCCGCCCGCUUUCCUUAAUGGCCACGCUCAACGCUACAAAGCGUAACAUCACCCGCUCGCGCACAUCUUUGAAUUCGUCGUCUCUGCCCCGCAAAUUCAACCUCAACCUCCCGGGCUUCGAAGAGUCUCGCCAGAAAUCCGUGCGGGACCUUGAGAAGAAGAUCCUCGAUGGCGAAGACCAGGCCUUGCGCGUCUCCAAGGAAAUCUCAUGGAAUAAGGACGUCGUGGUCAGUGAGCUAGCAGGGUGGACGUCGUGGCGAGAGAAGGUGGGCCGCGAUGCCAUCCGGACCUAUGUCCAGGAUACGCUCGUCCGCGAAAAGGAGCGAGGUAAGCGCCUAGAGCGCUGUCUAAGGAGUGUAAGGGAGACGAAAAGGGCGAAUGGGACAUAG
Messenger RNA from Penicillium riverlandense, 5043 nucleotides. RefSeq names its product Myosin light chain kinase-like protein. Gene Ontology annotation, biological process: early endosome to late endosome transport; translation. Lineage: Eukaryota; Fungi; Ascomycota; Eurotiomycetes; Eurotiales; Aspergillaceae. Bases 1 to 5043 code for a protein of 1680 amino acids. The record is from RefSeq and is a predicted model, not a curated record. Gene Ontology annotation, cellular component: late endosome; tubular endosome; plasma membrane. The transcript has 4 exons. Gene Ontology annotation, molecular function: structural constituent of ribosome; guanyl-nucleotide exchange factor activity; phosphatidylinositol binding.